Molecule: messenger RNA, 453 nt
Organism: Penicillium subrubescens
Lineage: Eukaryota; Fungi; Ascomycota; Eurotiomycetes; Eurotiales; Aspergillaceae
Exons: 3
Coding region: 1-453 (150 amino acids)
Source: RefSeq, a predicted model, not a curated record
AUGAUGGGACAGUACAGCUCUCCAGGCCCGGUGAGGGGAGUGAACGGUCCUUUCCUCCUCACUUCAGCCGCCGAUACGGCACGACAGCAACUAGCCGCAUGGGCCCGUGACGAUGCUACUUCAUCAAAUGACUACUAUGUAAAUGGGCAAGGCGAUCGAACGUAUCGAAACACAAGUUUGGAGCCCUUGGUGGAGCCUCUUCUGCACGAGCUGAACCUGGCGGGAUGUAAAUACACGAUGUAUCGGGCGGAGGAUGUCAGACUCGUUCCUGUCACCCACCCAACCUACGCAAUUCCCAUCAACGUCAUCGCCGGCAUGCCUAAAAUUCAAGAUCUGACCCACAACAUCGUGACCUUGUUGCUGGGAUACUAUUACACAUUGUGCACGGACGUCAUCAUCUCCCCGAAAGUAGACUACCUGGUGGUUGAAAGGGGACCGGGAACAUAUCGGUAG